UCCCCCUUGCAAAACCUAGAAACUGAGACGAGAGGAGAGUCGUUUGCAGAAAACAGCGAAAUGGACAUGGCAGAGGUAGAAGCAAACCCUGGUUCUCCCAAACAAGAAGAAGAGAAAGAGAAAACUAAAGAAGGGUAUAAGUUAUUAGGUUCUCCAACAUUCAAAGAACUAGAGAAUGGACGUUUCAAAUGCUUAGAAACUGGACAUGAAUGUCUAUCUAAAGAUAAGGAAUCAUAUAGUAAUAGUAAGAGAUGUCGUUUAGGUCUUAUUGAGUCUUUUUUAUCUCUAAAGAAAUCUCCUCUUAAUAUGUUCAAACAAGAUCCCGCCAACAAGUCAAAGUUAAUUUGUAAGCUAACAGGAGUUACUGUGAACAAAUCUGAAGAACACAUUUGGAAGCAUAUCUAUGGGAGAAAAUUUCUUAAUAAAUUAGAGGAAAAGGAAAAGGAAACUGGAAAGGUGCCGUCUAAUGGGGUUAAAGAAAAGGAGGAUGAGGAAGAAGUAGAAGCAAAGAAAGGUGUGAAGAAGGAUAAGAAGAAGAAGAAGAAGAAGAAGAAGAAGAAGAAGGAUAAGAAGAAGAAAGGGGUUAAGAAAGAUGUUCCUGUUGAAAGGGUACCCAAGGAUGAUGAGAGUCCUACGGAAGAUAGCAGUGAGUCGGAAGAGCUUGACUUCUGGAUUCCUCCGCUGGGUAGUAGGUGGGAUUUUGAUGAUGGAAAGGAUCGAUGGGGUUCUGAUACAGAGUCGGGUCAGGAUUCUGAUGAAGGUGUUGAAGUGGGCGAUGAUAUAGAAGAAGAUGAAAAGACUGGUUCAGAAUCUUCAGAACUCUCCAUGCGGACAAAGCGUAUGUCCAUAGAAGUUGGUCCCAGCAGCUUUGCAUCACGCAAGAAGAAGAGGAAGACCAAAUCGACUGAUCCAAAAGCUGAUUGAGAGGUAUGUCCAUCAUGGUAAACUAAACUUUGAAGUUGCUUGAUCAGAUUGCUGACGGACGGGAUAAAACAAGAUUAGGGUGGUCUAGUGUAAUCUACUUAGUUAAGCGACAUUCAUAGAAGAUAAAUAGAAGCAACUGAAAAGAAGUUUGUAAACAACCUUGAAGUAGAACCUAAUUUUGUAAUCAGUAAGUUGAUUUUUGAAUGAUAACUUUUUCACAAGAUGUUGAUAUUUUUGCUUACAGAGCCAUGAGAUAGCAUGCAGUCAGUUUAAUGUUUAUGCAAUGAUAUUCUUUUAUUUUGUUGUAAUAUACAUCAUUGUUUAUUUCGAACA
Molecule: messenger RNA, 1257 nt
Organism: Papaver somniferum (opium poppy)
Lineage: Eukaryota; Viridiplantae; Streptophyta; Magnoliopsida; Ranunculales; Papaveraceae
Product: surfeit locus protein 2-like
Exons: 5
Coding region: 61-924 (287 amino acids)
Source: RefSeq, a predicted model, not a curated record